This is a messenger RNA of Mucor mucedo, 2687 nucleotides long. Its product is annotated as chitin synthase 1. Gene Ontology annotation, molecular function: chitin synthase activity. The coding region runs from base 63 to 2594 and encodes 843 amino acids. Gene Ontology annotation, cellular component: cell septum; cell periphery. The transcript has 6 exons. NCBI's taxonomy places the organism in Eukaryota, Fungi, Mucoromycota, Mucoromycetes, Mucorales, Mucoraceae. The record is from RefSeq and is a predicted model, not a curated record.
AAUAUUCUCUCUCUUUUCCUUUUCACCUAGAUAUCUAAAAACAACCAUAAUAAAAAUAAAAAAUGACUUCUAAACAACAGGAAGAUGGUGCAGCGGGUGGCUGGUUUUCGGGCUGGUUUUCGUCAUCAUCUGCAGCAAAAGAAGAAGAGAUACUUCCCAUGCAUGAUAAAGAAGAUAUACAAGAGACGAACUAUUCCCGAAAUCAACAAACAUUAUCCUCACUGCGAUCACAGAAACAAGCGUCUUCAUCACGGCCGGUAAGAGAUAGUACAGCUACGCUUAUCCGAACAGAUGCUGAAUCUUACUUGGACGCACCUAAAACCCAAAGCAAUGAUAUUCGUCGAAAAGUGACACGUAGACUCCAGCUUACCAAUAAUAAUUUAGUGAUUGAUUGUCCAAUACCCGACAGAUUAUUGGGUGCAUUGACAUUUAAUGAUAACGAUGAAUAUUCACAGCUAAGAUAUACUGCGGCAACAUGUGAGCCUGAUGAGUUUGAAGCCAAAGGGUUUACGCUUAGACCUAAAAUUUACAACCGAGAAACCGAACUGUUUAUUGUCAUGACCAUGUACAAUGAGGAUGAAGUUUUGUUUACCCGAACAAUGCACGGUGUCAUGAAAAAUAUUGCACAUAUAUGUAGCUUGAAGAAGAAUACCAUGUGGGGCCCGGAUGGCUGGAAAAAAAUUGUAGUCUGUAUAGUGGCAGAUGGUAGAAAUGUAGUAAACAAACGAGUUUUAAGUGUAUUGGCUUCUAUGGGUGUAUAUCAGGCUGGAAUUGCAAAGAAUGUUGUGGAUGAUAAACCAGUCAAAGCUCACAUCUACGAAUAUACGACACAAAUCUCUAUCGACUCUGACAUGAACAUUAAAGGGUCUGAUAAGGGCAUUGUACCUGUUCAAAUCAUGUUUUGCUUAAAGGAAAAAAAUGCAAAAAAAAUCAAUUCGCAUCGAUGGUUCUUUAACGCCUUUGGGCCGAUUAUUAAACCCAACGUAUGUAUUUUACUUGAUGUUGGUACGCGACCCGGAAACAGUAGUAUUUAUCAAUUAUGGAAGGUGUUCCAUAGAAAUCCUCUUGUCGGUGGUGCAUGUGGAGAAAUACGUGCUAUGCUCGGAACUGCCUGUUGUCAGCUUUUGAAUCCACUUGUAGCAGCACAAAACUUUGAAUACAAAAUGUCCAAUAUUCUUGACAAGCCUUUAGAAAGUGUCUUUGGAUAUAUUAGUGUUUUACCCGGUGCAUUUUCCGCUUAUCGUUAUGCAGCCUUGAAAAACAAUGUGGAUGGUCAUGGUCCGCUUGAAAAGUACUUUAUUGGGGAAGAUUUGCAUGGAGGCAAAAAUGAGGUGCCUAGCAAAAACACAGGGUUGUUUGAGGCAAACAUGUAUUUAGCAGAGGAUCGGAUUUUAUGCUUUGAGCUUGUAGCUAAAAAAGAUGAACGUUGGUUAUUGCAAUAUGUUGCCAGCGCUUUUGGUGAAACAGAUGUACCCAAUCAGUUACCCGAAUUUAUAUCACAGAGAAGACGUUGGUUAAAUGGCUCGUUCUUUGCAGGAGUGUAUGGAUUAAUUCACUUCAAGAAAAUCUGGAAUAGUGGGCAUGGUUUUAGUCGUACCUUGUUACUAAUCAUUGAAGGCAUCUAUAACGUCAUUUCAUUGGCAUUUAGUUGGUUCUCUGUGGGAAAUUUUUAUAUUGCCUUUUACUUUAUCACGAAAAGUUUAUCUGCACCUGAUGUCGAUCCAUUUGGGAAUGAUUGGGGAGGAAGAGUAUUUGAGGUGUGCAAAUAUGCAUAUGCAUUUUUACUGUUUGUCAUAUUUAUUUGUUCUAUGGGUAAUAGACCACAAGGAUCUAAAAUAUUGUUUAUGGCCUGUCUUGUUGGAUUUGCUUUUAUUAUGUGCUAUAUGCUAUUUUGUUCUUCGUGGCUUAUCUACAAAGGUAUUCAACUUGCAGCUGAAAAGUAUGAAUGGACGCUGGAUACAGGUGCAAACUUUCAAAUAGCUAUGGAUGAUCCUGGGUUGCGGAAUAUGGUUGUAUCACUGGGAUCUACCUACGGAAUUUAUUUUGUAGCUAGUUGUUUACAUCGUCAGCCAUCGCAUAUGUUUACAAGUUUCUUACCGUAUCUAUUGUUAUUGCCUGGAUAUAUAAAUAUUUUGAAUAUUUACGCAUUUUGUAAUACACAUGAUGUUAGCUGGGGAACAAAAGGAGAUAAUUCUGUCGCAAAAGAUUUGGGGAUCGUCAGGGUGUCUGAAAAAGAGAAAGGCGUCAAGACAGUAGAGAUUGAAUUGCCCGCAGAUCAAUAUGAUAUCAAUUGUCAAUAUGACGAAGCUUUAUUUGCGUUGGACCAGAAACAAACUCGCAAUGACGAUAUGGGUGGAACCAUGACAAAAGAUGAUUAUUAUCGUUCGUUUAGAACUCAUCUUGUUUUGGCCUGGAUAGGUUGCAAUGCCUUGUUGGUAGUAUUUAUUACUGCGCCUGACUACGAGUCCAUAUUCGAUCAGUCGGUAGGGACAACUUACAUGUCCAUCAUGCUUUGGAUAAACUGCGGUCUUGGAAUAUUUAGAUUUUUAGGAUCCAUGAUUUUCUUGCUUUUAAGUAUCUUUACAUCGGGAUAAUAUUUCUUUUAUACUGUAUACCUUCUUUUUACUCCCCCUUUAAUACAAUUUAAAUAUAUAUACCAUUAUUAAUUACAUACCUAUAUAUUACGC